GGGAGCAUGACAGCGAAGCCCCGCGCCAUCAGAGUGAGACCUCUCCUCUCUCCCCUCCUCUUCUGUGACGCUGUAGCAGCCGAGACAAGCCGCCGCCGGUUCGCUCGCUCACUCCGCUCGGCUGCGUCCUGCACACCGUCUGCAGCGGCAGACACAGCGACACUGAGGGGAUAGAGAAGGCGAGCGGACGGCGGGUGAGCACCUGGACCGCGCGGACUGUGGAUUUAAGGGAAGGGAAGACGGGGAAGUUGAAGCCGCCACUGCCGCGACAGGGAGCCGCUCCAGACUGCUGUCCAGUUCACAAGGUCAAAAGUCUGUGAAGGAAGUGGUACCAGUGGACAGAGAUGAUGUCCAUGCAAAUGAGUGAGGCGGACAGUAUGGUGAAGGUGGCCGAGUGGCAGCAGACAUACUACGCCUCAGACUCUGGCAUCCAAUCAGGAGCCACCACAGUACGGGAUGAUGAGAGCAGCACAGAGUACAGUGGCAGUAAGAAGUAUCGCGGCAGUACAACAACCAGCACAACCACUGCCCCCACCGCUGCCUCUGCUGGAGGAGGAGGGGACACAGCAGCUAGUGGCCUAGAGAGCCCUUCAGAUCUAGAAGCUCAGUACUCGCUUACGCGGGCUCAGCGAGUCAGGGCCGCAAUGUUCCCAGAGACCCUGGUGGAGGGAGAGGCAGCCAUGCCACUCCAAUCAGAUCCGUCGCAGCAGAGCAACGUGCAGCGACUGGCUGAGCCCUCUCAGCUGCUGAAGACAGCAAUCGUCCACCUGAUAAACUACCAGGAUGAUGCUGAGUUGGCAACAAGGGCAGUGCCAGAGCUCACCAAGCUGCUGGCAGAUGAGGAUCCGGUUGUGGUGAACAAGGCGGCCAUGAUAGUCAAUCAGCUGACCCGAAAGGAGGCAAGUCGGCGGGUUCUAGUACAGUCUCCGACCAUGGUGGGUGCAGUGGUGCGCGCCAUGACAACAGCAGUUGACAUGGAGACAGCCCGUUGUGCAGCCAGCGUGCUCCACAGCUUGUCACACCAGAGGGAGGGACUGCUGGCCAUAUUUAAGUCUGGAGGGAUACCUGCACUGGUCCGCAUGCUGAGUUCCCCAGUGGAAUCAGUCUUGUUUUACGCCAUCACCACCCUCCACAACCUACUGCUCCACCAAGAGGGGGCCAAGAUGGCUCUGCGUCUGGCUGAUGGCCUGCAAAGAAUGGUUCCCUUACUAAAAAAGAGCAAUCCCAAGUUCCUGGCCAUCACCACUGACUGUCUGCAGCUCCUGUCCUACGGCAACCAGGAGAGCAAGCUAAUCAUCCUUGCCAAUGGAGGCCCAGAGGGCCUGGUGUUCAUCAUGAGGAACUACAACUAUGAGAAGCUACUAUGGACCACUAGCCGUGUUCUCAAAGUACUGUCUGUGUGUCCCAGCAACAAGCCAGCCAUAGUGGAGGCUGGUGGAAUGCAAGCUUUGGGCCAACACCUUACAGGUUCUAGUCAGCGGCUGAUCCAGAACUGUCUAUGGACACUCCGCAACCUGUCAGAUGCUGCGACUAAACAGGAGGGGUUAGAUGGUCUGCUGCAGAUAUUAGUCACCCAGCUGGGCUCAGAUGAUGUCAACAUGUUGACCUGUGCAACUGGCAUCCUGUCCAACCUCACCUGUAACAAUUCACGCAACAAGACUCUCGUGACUCAGUAUGGUGGUGUGGAAGCACUGAUCCAUGCUGUGCUCCGAGCAGGGGAGAAGGAGGACGUUGCUGAGCCGGCGGUCUGUGCCCUGCGUCACCUCACAUCCCGACACCAAGAUGCAGAGCUGGCCCAGAAUGCUGUGCGUCUGCACUAUGGUAUCCCUGCUGUCGUCAAGCUGCUGGGGCAGCCACACUACUGGCCUGUAGUAAAGGCCACAGUUGGUUUGAUCCGGAACCUGGCACUGUGCCCAGCCAAUCAAGCGCCACUGAGGGAGGCAGGUGCUAUUCCUCGAUUGGUCAACCUGCUACUGAAGGCUCACCAGGACACGCAGAGACACGCCUCCUCGACACAGCAGACAUACCAGGAUGGUGUUCGCAUGGAGGAAAUAGUUGAGGGCUGCACAGGAGCACUCCACAUUCUAGCAAGAGACCCAAUGAACAGAGGAGACAUCGCCAGCAUGCAAACCAUACCACUGUUUGUACAGCUGCUGUACUCCUAUGUGGAGAACGUGAAACGAGUGUCUGCGGGCGUCCUGUGUGAGUUGGCUCUGGACAAACAGUCGGCAGAGCUCAUUGAUGCAGAGGGAGCUUCAGCACCACUCAUGGAGCUGCUGCACUCCAGCAACGAAGGAAUAGCCACCUAUGCUGCAGCAGUGCUGUUCCGAAUUUCAGAGGACAAGAGUUCAGACUACAGGAAGAGAGUGUCUGUGGAGCUAACACACUCGCUCUUUAAACAUGACCCUACCGCAUGGGAAAUGGCCCAUACUGCAGUUCCCUUGGAGCCAACUUACCUAACUGACGAAUUAGAUGGCGCUUACCCUUCUUAUGGCUACACGGAUCUGCCUCUGGACACCCUGCCGCUAGACCCUGACCUCCAUGAGCCCUACAUGCAAGAUAUGACGUAUGACCCAAGACAGGCCUACCCUGAACCACUCUAACAGGAAAAUAAAGCUGCAGGAGAACAAAGCUGAAAGAAAAAGAGAUAAUGAACAAAUGGCAAGAACAAAGACUCAAAGAAUGGAUGGAUGAUAGAGAUUAGAGGUUUUAAUCACAAAGGGAAUUUAGCCCUUUCCAGUGGGUUGGAAAAAAAAUCCCAUUUGGCAGUCAAGAACUAUCACAAAAGGUUGCUCAUUAAAAAAAAAGUUUAUUGUUGCUGUAAAUGAAAAAUGUACCUUUGUUAUAAUGUUUUACUGAGGGGUGAAAGUGGGGUUGUAUGAAGUUUUGAGGCACUGUUACACGGGUAACGUUUUGAAGCAAUCAAAUAAGGCAAAGAGCCUUACACUGAGAUAAGACACGCAGGGCACACAGGGGGCUGGCAGUCAAACACAUGUGUUAGCUUUUCAUCUGAAAGGUUUAGAAACCAGUCAGCUGAAAUAUUAGUUGUGAUAUGUCGAGAUUUACCCCACAUAUGGAAACAGAUUUGUCAGUGAGAAGUUAAACACAAGUCAUCACUAAAACACUCACUGUAAUAACUAUCCGUAACUCUUUUGAGAGUUUUGCAAGAUGUCUGUCUUAUUGGCAUUAACUGAACAGUCGCCAUUGCUACCAAAUGCUACCCGUGUAUCCUAGCCUUAAUUUGCUGUCUUUUAGAUGUCUCCUCUGUGUAUUUGAACAGUGCACAUGUCCCAGAGUGUCCAUGUGUGGUCGUUGCAUGGUAGUAUAUUGUGUACUCAUUGAAAUAUUCUUCACCUUUACUUAGUAAGAAAAAGCGACAUUUUGGAUUAUGUCAAACCAUUCUGAAAACCUCCGUGCAGAGCAGGACUACAAAUCCAUCCAUGUCACAAGCUCACUUUCACUAAGGAUUUAUAUUCUGUUAGAAUGUCCACUGGAAAUUAACAUAACAAUUAUUUGACUGAUAUUCAGCAUCAGUCUGCAAAUCUCACUUCCCAGUUAGAACUACAUGUCACGAGUGGUAAUGGACCACAGAUCUCCCAUCAGCUUGUACACAACUUUGUGAGUGCCAUGGACAACACUGCACAGUCCAUUUACAAAAGUAAUUACAUAAUGUUCGUAGACAUACAAAUGACUUUUGUAUUAAAGCUUUGCUGAUUUUAUUUGCUGUCAAUAACUAUGUCACUGUCAAUGGAGAAAUGGGCGACUGUAAACUCUAAUUCAAGCUUUUUUCAGAGAUGAUAUUUUGACUUGUCAUGGUGGGAAAAGCAAAGGUGUAAAUAUGAAAUUAACACUGGGACUCUUGAAAAAAUUACAGCCAUUAUCAAUGUUAUCAGGAACAGCAGGUUGUUUCCUACUGUGACAAGUGUAAAUGUCUUACCAUGAAAAAGUCCUUACAGCUGCUCACAGCAUUUGUUAAAGAUGUCGUCUCUGAUUAGUCUGCAGCAAGUUUUCUACCUGUCACAUGUUCACAUGGUCUGCAUGUAAGUGCAGCUGCAGCCGGACAUUGUGGCAAAAAGUGCUCUGUGCACCAGGAGCUACUGUGCUUGACGUUAAAACACUUUUGUUAUUGGUUCCAAUCAAUUAUGUGUGUAAAGAUGGAUGGCAUGACAGCUCCUAAAAGUGAAGCCAGAACAUCUUGAAUGCCCCCUGGUGGUUGGCUAGAGUAUAGGUCUUAAAUCCGGCCCCCUCCCUGUUAGCAGAUGGGACAUGGAGCGAACAAGAUUAUUCAAAGUACACAUGAAAUACAUUUUUCCAGAAGAUGAUUUCUGUCAUUUAAGGCAGUUCUUAUCACACUGACCUAUGUUCAAGGUCAGCUUCAACUGUUUUUAACAAUGGAGUGUAAGGGGAAACAACUCUGACAGCCUGGAGGAAAUCUCAAAACCCAGGUACCUAAUAUUGCCUGUGCGAAGUGGAAGGGAUGAGUUCUGUCCAGCAGAGUCCCAGGCAUCUUCAGGAAGUGGGAGUAUACUGGAUUUGUUCCAUUUUAUUGUGUAAUUACAGAUUUUAGAGAAGGUGUUAAUGAACUUAAAGGUCGUUUUUGGUCAUGUUUUUGGGGGGUUUGGUUUGAAUUAGUUUUUUGAUGAUAUAAAAACAGAGACGUCAUGAUUGACAGCUGAAAUAGGUCGACUUGAUUGAUCUGAUCUGACCUGAUUGAUGUGAUAGAUAGCGAUAGGUGGGUGUGUCUGUGGAAUCCAAUCCAAUCCAACCAAUCCACUUAAUCACUACUGUACAGACUCUGACAUCACCAAUGCAAGAUGGUUUUAGGCUUCAUGUUUCCAGGGUAAGAGGAAGUGGAGGUGUGUCAUCCAUCUGUAUUUACAGCCUGCACUGUUAAGAAAGCACAACUACAAUGACUUAUUAAUUGGUGUGGUAAUCUACCACUAUAAUUUUUACAUCAUUGAUAUAAAUGCAGUUCCCAUUCCAUUUACUUUGCCACAACUGAAUGAAAACACUUGUUUAAAGGAGAAUUAUUUAGCCUUUUGCCUUGGAUAACUAAAUCAAUUGUUUUUCAUUGUGACAUGAAUGUUCCAUGCCACAUUAAACAUUUCAACCAUGAA
Molecule: messenger RNA, 5117 nt
Organism: Hippoglossus stenolepis (Pacific halibut)
Lineage: Eukaryota; Metazoa; Chordata; Actinopteri; Pleuronectiformes; Pleuronectidae
Product: junction plakoglobin
Exons: 17
Coding region: 345-2603 (752 amino acids)
Biological process (GO): positive regulation of transcription by RNA polymerase II; cell adhesion
Cellular component (GO): catenin complex; adherens junction
Molecular function (GO): cadherin binding; transcription coactivator activity; alpha-catenin binding
Source: RefSeq, a predicted model, not a curated record